This is a messenger RNA of Bactrocera latifrons, 3088 nucleotides long. RefSeq lists its product as uncharacterized. Gene Ontology annotation, cellular component: glutamatergic synapse; postsynaptic specialization. The transcript has 7 exons. Lineage: Eukaryota; Metazoa; Arthropoda; Insecta; Diptera; Tephritidae. The record is from RefSeq and is a predicted model, not a curated record. Gene Ontology annotation, biological process: signaling. Gene Ontology annotation, molecular function: molecular adaptor activity. The coding region runs from base 709 to 2553 and encodes 614 amino acids.
GUAUGUGCAUUUGGGUUGUUUUCCAUCAAAGUACUUGUUUAAAGAUUGUAAAGCAACAAUUUUCGUGGAUGUGUCUAAAAAUUGUAUUGAAUCUUAUCGACAUAUCCUAUACAAGUGUACAGAGCCAAAAUCUAUUGAAUAUUAGUUAUUUUAUAGACCGUCGGUAUGUCAAUAGGAAUAUAUUAACUAACUCUAGCGUGUGGCUUGUUUUUAGUGUACCACACCCCCCACAACAUUUCAUUUCGAUUGUUUUAUUUUACUGCCGGAAUUACCUUUUUCCAUCUGCUACUACAUGGUUCUAUAAAGUAGCUAAAUGUAUUUAUCUAAGAUUUAGUACAAGAAAUUCUGAUAUGGAAGGAAAAAAUUAAAAAAAAGACAUUAAACGAAUUUUUGUUUUGUUUCGCGUAAAUUGGACGUUUAGUUAAAUUACUCAUUUAAAAUAUCUUAAGUAACGUUAUUCAAUUACUACUAAGUGGGCAACAUAACGAAACGUGGACACAUGUUCAGAUAUACAUAUAUACCAAUUCAAGAAGUAAUAUUUCAUUUUCAAAAUAAGCAAGAACAAGAAUUGGGCUUAUUCCCUUUUACGGCAUCAAUCAAAUUUCAUCAAAUGUGUAGCGAAAUAUUCUGAACUCGAUAAAUUUUCAUAUCAAAUAUUUCUUUGACAUGCUCAUUGCAUUCAUAAACAUUAAGCAUUUAUAAUUUGAUAUGGAUAGAAGUGUGGACUCAAUUGGCAGCUGCUCUCUUGACGUCGACGCUGAUUCUACGGACGUGUCAGAUACAAGUGGGAGUUUAAAUUUUCCAACACCGAUUUCUAUUAAAGACAUAACCACAGAAUUCACCACAAAUAUACGAGAGCGAUGUUCGGUUCAGACUUUUCAUGAAAUCAACAAGAAUUUUAUGGGUCUUGAGUCGCAAAUGGUGUUGAAACAACCUCUUACAAAAGUCAACACAACAUGUGCCUUAUUAAAUUCAUCCAAUCCGAAUUCGAAUAAAAUCACUGUUCAGACAGAUUCAAGUUCAGACAAAAAGCCAAGUUAUCUGAAUCUGGCUUGUUGUGUGAACGGAUAUUCUAAUCUUACAACUUAUGAUUCGAAAAUACGACAAGAUAUAAAUAAAUCACGCGAGGUGUCCCCCAUCCGCCCGUCGUCAAAUAGCAUUCAGUAUUGUAAAAAAAGCAAUUCAUUGGCUCCACCAAUAUUAUUACAAAUGGCUGAUGGUAAAGGUGACGUUUCUAAUAUGAAACUUACGGCAACUAAUGGGCAUUCUAAUAAUUUCGUGUCUAAUAACGCUGAAAAUAAUGAACACUGUGAUUUACAAUGGCAGGAGGAUAUUCGCAAUACUAGCUUUAUUCAACAGCGAGUGGAACGGUUGUAUGGACCUGCUGCGUUAGCACAAGGUUUUUAUAGUCCAAAAAAAGUACGUAGCACUUUCGUUUGUACGAACCCACGGGAACGCGAUGAUGCUGGUUCAUCAGAACUUGCAAGAAAAUUUCAACAACUUACUCCAAGUAAAGAUUAUUCCGAGUUCAGGAAAAAGUUAAAUGCAACUAUAACAAAUUCUCCUCGGCAAGUUAUUUCAGCAACCGAAACUUCAACCUUUAAUAAUAACACUGUUGAUUUACCUGUAUUACGCCAUUUAAGCCAAGAGUUUCGUGCUCAGUUACCCAUAAUUUCGCCUAAAAAAAACCGUGCAAGAAUUUCUUUUCAAAAGAACUUAAGUUCGGAAAAUGAAACAACAGAGACGGUAGAAGUAUUAAUAGAUGAAGUGGAUCGUAAAGAAAUUCCGAAAUCUAUAUAUGGAAUAAGUAAUGAACAUUCAGAAAAUAAAGACAAUAUGCAAUACAAAAUUGCGGUAAAAUCCAAUUUAAAUGAUCCAACAAUAGAAUGCUUACAGAAAGAUGGCAAUUACUUUCUUCAUUUGCUGAAAAACGAACAGAGUAGACUUUUAGCUUUGGCUGAUAAGGCAGAACGAUAUGCUGAAGAAUUGUCUGACAACUCCGGCGUUUCAGAGGACACUUUAGGCUUCUUGCGUUCCGCUUAUGGCAAAGCUCGAUUGCUGGUGUCACAAAAGAUGAAGCAAUUUGAAGGCCUUUGUCAUAAUAAUUUGAAUUCAUCGCCAAAAGACAAAUUCCCAACUACAAAUGAUGAUCUGCAAGGAUUUUGGGACAUGGUGAAUUUGCAAGUCGAUCAUAUCAAUUCUAUAUUUGAUGAAAUAGAAGUAUUAAGACAAAACAAUUGGAAGAAACCGGCGGAAAUUCCACAUAGUGAAUCCAACAAAAUAUUCAAAAUACAACCAAAAACUAUAAAGACUGUCAACCAAAAGACAAAAUCUACUAUAUCUAAUGGAAAUGACUCGAAAACAAAAUCAGUCCCAUCGGCCGCGGCUUUGAAACGUGAAUCUCAAAGAAAGAUGCUCAUGGAAAUGAAACGAAAAAAUAAAAUCGCAAUGACAGCUAAAUCAACAAUAUCGGUUCGAGAUUCUGCUGAGCCACUUGUUGAAAAUGUAGACCCGCUAGAAACCGUUGAGAUAUUUGUCAAACACAGUAAUUGAGAGUUCGUUAAUGAGUGCUUUGGCCUUACUAAACUGUACUAGUCCUCUAACAAAAUCGAAUGAUAGAUAUGCUUCAUGUCAUACAUAUUCUAUAAAUCUUUCGCUUCGACUAAUUCUCGUUUCAUAUACAAUUGAUAAGAGUUAUAUACUACACCAAUAAUACUCGUUUUGCAGGCUAAUCGUUUAAAUAAAGCAGUGUGCUGUUAAAAAAAAAAUUAAGCAAUUUAUAUACAUAUGUGCUCAUUUUAGGGAUUCUAAAUCUGUUAUAUGAAAAAUGCAAUAUGAAUCAUUUACUUCAUUUUCGCUUUAAAAUAUAUUGGAAUUGAGCCAAAUUCAUAGUUUUCAAUUUAGUUAAAUUAUAUUUACUGUUACUAGCUUAAAACUAUGAAAAAAUGUUGGAAUUGGUUGACAUCUUGAAUACGCACUGUACAUACAAUUUUGAUAUUUUUAUAUUAAUUAAUUUACCAUAUGAAUUUUGCGUGAUUGUCACAGAAUAUUUAACACAAAAAUACAUUUAUUUUAUGAAAAUUUUAAA